AUGGGCCCAAAGAGAGUUCUCAUCACGUAUGGAGUCGACGUUGAUGCUGUCGCCGGAUGGCUCGGUUCCUACGGCGGCGAAGACUCGACGAAUGAUAUUAGCCGAGGGAUGUGGGCAGGUACAGUUGGAACACGACGCCUUCUGAGGCUCUUCGACAAGUAUAACAUCAAAACGACAUGGUUCAUCCCCGGCCACUCGCUGGAGACCUUCCCGGAGGACAUGGCGGCGGUCCGCGACGCAGGCCACGAAAUUGGAUUACAUGGCUAUUCGCACGAGAACCCAACGGACAUGAGCAUUGAGCAGCAACGAGAUGUGCUCGACAAGACAUAUCGCAUGUUGACCGAGUUCGCAGGCAAACCGCCUCGUGGAAGUGUUGCCCCCUGGUGGGAAACUAGCCAGGAAGGCGCACAGCUCCUGUUGGAUUAUGGCAUCGAGUACGAUCACAGCAUGAGCCAUGAGGACUGCCAGGCAUACUAUCUUCGAACAGGCGACCGCUGGACCAAGAUUGACUAUAGUAAGAAGGCUGAAACUUGGAUGAAGCCGCUGGAACAUGGCCCUCAAACAGGCCUCGUCGAGAUUCCUUCCAACUGGUAUAUCGACGACCUGCCUCCGAUGAUGUUUAUUAAAAACGCUCCAAACAGUCAUGGCUUUGUCAAUGCACGUGACGUGGAAGAUAUCUGGCGCGAUCACUUUGAUUAUUUCUACCGCGAGUACGACGAGUUUAUCUUUCCGAUUACGAUCCAUCCCGAUGUUUCCGGGAGACCACAUGUGCUUUUGAUGCACGAGCGACUCAUUGAACAUUUCCAGAAACACGAAGGCGUGGAGUUUGUGACCAUGGAGCAAGUGUGCGACGAGUUCAAAAAGAAGAAUCCUGUUCCACCAGGAGCGCUGAUGCCUGCCCCGGUCGGAGCAAUGCUCAAGAACUGA
Penicillium canariense is the source of this 927-nucleotide messenger RNA. Its product is annotated as polysaccharide deacetylase family protein. The record is from RefSeq and is a predicted model, not a curated record. Bases 1 to 927 code for a protein of 308 amino acids. Gene Ontology annotation, biological process: carbohydrate metabolic process. Lineage: Eukaryota; Fungi; Ascomycota; Eurotiomycetes; Eurotiales; Aspergillaceae. Gene Ontology annotation, molecular function: hydrolase activity, acting on carbon-nitrogen (but not peptide) bonds. The transcript has 3 exons.